This is a messenger RNA of Cladophialophora bantiana CBS 173.52, 2583 nucleotides long. RefSeq lists its product as uncharacterized. Gene Ontology annotation, cellular component: COPI vesicle coat. Gene Ontology annotation, molecular function: structural molecule activity; protein binding. Gene Ontology annotation, biological process: endoplasmic reticulum to Golgi vesicle-mediated transport; intracellular protein transport; intra-Golgi vesicle-mediated transport. The coding region runs from base 1 to 2583 and encodes 860 amino acids. The record is from RefSeq and is a predicted model, not a curated record. The transcript has 8 exons. NCBI's taxonomy places the organism in Eukaryota, Fungi, Ascomycota, Eurotiomycetes, Chaetothyriales, Herpotrichiellaceae.
AUGCGCCUGGACGUCAAGAGACAACUCUUUGCUCGUUCGUCUUUCCCAACAAGUGAUAUUACCGAACCAUGGAUCCUCACCACCUUAUACAAUGGCCAUGCCCACAUUUGGUCCUACGAAACCCAAUCCAUCAUCAAAACGUUCGAGCUCACCGAUGUACCUGUGAGGGCGGGCAGGUUCAUUGAGAGAAAGAACUGGAUAGUGUGUGGCAGCGAUGAUUUCCAACUCAGAGUGGUCAACUGGAAUACAAGUGAGAAGGUCAAAUCAUUUGAGGCACACCCAGACUAUAUCCGCGCAAUUGUCGUGCAUCCCGUCCUCAGCGUGGUCCUGACAGCCUCAGAUGACAUGACAAUCCGCAUGUUUGACUGGGAAAAGGACUGGCGGUGUGUGCGCGAGUUUGUAGGACAUCAACACUAUGUCAUGGGACUCGCAAUCAACCCCAAAGAUACCAACGUCUUUGCGUCAGCAUGCUUAGAUCGAACAAUCAAGAUUUGGAGCAUCGACAAUGCCACCGCUAAACAGACCAUUGAGGCACACGAAAAGGGUGUGAAUCAUGUCGACUACUAUCCACACAGCGACAAGCCUUACCUCCUCAGUACCUCGGACGAUAAGACGGUCAAAGUAUGGGACUACACCACCAAAGCCCUCAUUGCAACGCUUGAAGGACACACCAGCAAUGUCAGCUUCGCUUGUUAUCACCCUGAAUUACCCGUCAUCAUAUCUGGUUCCGAAGACGGAACCAUCAAGAUAUGGCAUGCUAAUACGUACCGGUUAGAACAGUCGCUGAGCUAUGGUUUGGAGAGAGCAUGGUGUGUUUCGUACCAGAGAGGAAAACAAGGUGUUGCCAUGGGCUUUGACGAUGGUGCCGUUGUUGUGAAGAUGGGUAGGGAGGAACCAGCUGUUUCCAUGGACGGAACUGGAAAACUCGUCUGGGCACGUCACAACGAGGUAGUGUCUGCUAUCAUCAAGGGAGGAGAUGCAACAGUCAAGGACGGCGCACCUAUUGCCAUUCCAAGCAAAGAAAUGGGCACCACUGAAAUCUAUCCCACCACACUAUCUCACUCACCGAAUGGCCGCUUUGUCAGUGUCUGCGGUGACGGGGAGUUCAUCAUUUACACCGCUUUGGCAUGGAGAAAUCAAGCCUUUGGCUCUGCACUUGAUUUUGCAUGGGCAUCACAUCAGAAUCCAACCGACUACGCAAUCCGAGAAUCUAGCACGAGCGUUAAAAUUUUUAAGAAACUAAAAGAAAGCGGAAGUCUCGAUGUUGGCUUUCAGGCAGAGGGUCUCUGCGGCGGUACUCUUCUUGGCGUCAAGGGACAAGGAGGGAUCGGCAUGUUUGACUGGGAGACUGGCACUCUCGUCCGAAGAAUUGAAGUCGAACCCAGAGAGGUCUACUGGAGCGAGUCCGGCGAACUAGUGGCCCUUGCCUGCUCCGACACCACCUACGUCCUCCGCUUCGACCGUGAAGCCUACCUUGACGGCCUCAAUUCGGGCCAAGCAGACGAAGACGGUGUUGAGGCCGCCUUCUCUGUCGUCACUGAUUUACAAGAACCUGUGAAAUCUGGCGAAUGGGUCGGCGAUGCUUUCAUAUUCACCACUAACACCCGUCUCAGCUACCUUCUAGGCGAACAAGUCGUGAAUAUCGCCCAAUUCGACCAACCGAUGUAUCUAUUGCGAUAUCUGCAACGGGACGAACGCGUCUACCUUUGUGAUAAGGAUGUCAACGUCGUCUCUUACAGACUUUCUACCGCCCUCCUAUCCUACCAAACCCUUGUCUUGCGAGGUGAACUCGAGGCCGCACAGGAACUCCUUCCAGAUAUCCCCCAGGAUCAAAUGAACAAGAUUGCACGCUUCCUUGAAGCCCAAGGCCACAAGGACCUCGCACUGGAAGUCGCCACCGACCCUGAACACCGCUUCGAAUUAGCGUUGGGAUUGAACAAUCUCGCGAUUGCGUUGGAGAUCACGAGGGAAUCAGAUACACAAGCGCGGUGGGCCGCUGUGGCCGACAAAGCUCUCGAAGCAUGGGACGUCAGACUUGCGGAGGAAUGUUUCAGUCAUGCGAAAGACCUCGGUUCUCUUCUUCUCUUAUACACUAGCUCGGGCAACAAGGAGGGGCUUCUCAAACUGGCAGAGCAAGCAGAAGAAUCGGGUGCCAACAAUGUCGCAUUCGCCGCCCUGUGGUCCACAGGUGAUGUGGCAAGUUGCAUUGACCUUCUGAAACGAACAGGAAGGAUCAGCGAGGCGGUCCUGUUCAGCCAGACGUAUAAGCCGAGUUUGACACCCGGGUUAGCGGUGGAGUGGAAAGAGGGGCUCGAGAAGCAAGGGAAAGGCAAGGUUGCGAGGUUGCUGGGCGUCCCGGGCAAGGGCCAGGAUGAAGAGUUGUUUCCCGAAUGGGAAGAAUACGUCAAGUUGGAGGAGGAAAUUGAAAGUAGCAAAGGCGCUACUGCUGCUGCACCACCACCACAGGGCAAAGACCUCCUUGACGUGAACGGCGGUGCCGAAAAUAAGCCUGAUGGCGAGGCACCAGAAACGAAUGGAGCGGUCAAGGCGGAUGGAAACGACGAGGUUGAGCCUGCGGCUUGA